Messenger RNA from Pseudovirgaria hyperparasitica, 1383 nucleotides. RefSeq lists its product as uncharacterized. The coding region runs from base 1 to 1383 and encodes 460 amino acids. The transcript has a single exon. NCBI's taxonomy places the organism in Eukaryota, Fungi, Ascomycota, Dothideomycetes, Acrospermales, Acrospermaceae. The record is from RefSeq and is a predicted model, not a curated record.
AUGGAUCCAUCAUCCCCACAACACUCGGAAGGAGGGUCCACACCUCUGAUGAGUAGCACUGCUCCCAAGAGCGACGAGAGGUCCACUUCGACGUCAAAAGUAACACCAGAUAGAUCUGACGAUGAAUCAUGCGACAGCAGGCCAUCGAUAACCAUAGAGUCUGUUUCAGAAGCUCACCCACAGCGUAUCGUCGAUAUUAUACAAAAGAUUUGCCUGAAUUGGGACUUCACGGUGGCAGACCUAGGAACUAUGUUCUCCAAGGACGAUGUAUUCGUCAAUCAGCAUGGUAUAGCUUUCUCUUCCAUUCAUGAAUGGCCGGGAACUCUGUUUCACAGUCUUUUGUCUCUGUCUAAAUUGACUACGAAUCUGCCGGAAAUCGCAAGGAUAGUCGUCCUCCAGCAUACAAAGGAUCGCAAGGGAAAGAAUUCCCACAAAAAUCAAUGUGGUGUCAAGAGAGGGGAUAUCGAUGCAGCUUGUGAUACAAUUGCGAGAGAGCCCAAGUUACUGGACGAGAUUACCCAAAAGAGCAAAACAGAACUAGACGAAAUUUUCUUACCCAGGCCCCAGAAGCGUAAGUCGCGUUGGGACGACGAACUGAGUGACAACGACGGCCUCCAGCCAUAUCACGAAAGCAUCAGACGUACCCGCACCCGUCGUGGACCCAACGCUUCUGAGGGAAAUCAACAUCGCAGCCUCCAUGGCAGUGAUGUCAACGAUGGUAAUUCUGAAAAUGGACUCAGUAUCAGAGAUGCAGAUGAUUCUACUACGUCUGACCAUCUCCAUAACGGGGCAAUGAUUCAUGGAGAUGCGGAUACUCAACCCGGUGAGACAAUGCUACAGAACGGAAACGUGCAUGCUCCACCAUAUGACCAAUUACUGAUGAAUCAGUCAGACGAACACACCAUCGAUAGCAACAGGCAAGAAAGCUCUGAAGCGUCGCGCGAGAACAGCUCCACUUCUCCACCUUCAAAUGACAGGGCCAGCAGCUCCAUCGACCAUGACCCUCAGAGCUCUGAGACUGCCAACAAGAACCAGCUUGUGCCUACUUCCAGCCACAAUCUCCCUGAGUACUAUGCUCGUUUUGCUAACCACGACACAUUCCAUACGCUUGAAGAUCUCGCGAGAUUCCUCCCUCACUUCUCCUCUCCGUAUCUGACACUUGAUACGGCCAUGAGUUUCACGGAUCUCAACACAAAGGUCCUCAUGAUCGACUACAUGAGGAGCUUGCCGAAAUUCGAGAGCCCUGAGGAGCAGGCUCGACUCGGUCUUUCUAAACUUUUUCUCGAGGGUCGAGAGAGGAUUGCUGGAGCAUUGGAGGACGAAGGCAAUGAUAAUAGCAUGGCAGGAGAUGAAACUGGGGAUGAAGAACUUGCCGAGGGAUAG